AUGGCUAUUGGCAAGACGCUUCUGACUACAUGCACCCUGAUGAUCAUUGGAUUCAUGACUACCACGCAACCUCAAAAUGUAGUUAGUUUGGAAAUUGAUGUUAAGAGCUUUGGAGCUGUAGGAGAUGGCAUCACCGAUGAUUCUUUGGCGGUUGCCCAGGCAUGGGAUGCAGCAUGUAGUUCGACCGGACAAUUUAAAUUAUCUGCCGGAAACUUUGUUGUUCAACCAUUGUCUUUCUCGGGUCCAUGCAAAGCUCCAACUGUUGUCGUCACUGUCGUAGGGACUCUUGAAGCACCACCGAAGAACAAGUGGAUUAAUAACACCGAUACUUGGCUUAACUUUCAACACAUUGAUAAUCUUGUUAUAACUGGACCUGGACGAUUUGAUGGUGAAGGGCAGUCUGGUUGGUGGGACUCUUGCAAACAGACUAAAACUUGUGAAAAUAACCCCACGGCUCUUGGAUUUCAUAAUUGUAAUGGCCUUAACCUCACCGGUGUAACCUCUAUCAAUAGCCCGAAAAAUCAUAUAUCUAUAAAUGGUUGCAAUGGAGCCAUCAUCUCUAACAUCAGCAUAACCGCGCCAAAGGAGAGUCCCAACACCGACGGCAUUGACAUAUCUGAUUCAAGCGGUGUUCAUGUCACUGGUGGAAACAUUGGGACCGGGGAUGAUUGUAUCGCAAUCAACGGUGGUAGCUUCAACAUCACUGUUGACGGCCUAUUUUGUGGCCCAGGCCAUGGCAUAAGUGUUGGAAGCCUAGGGAGGAAUGGUGCCACUGAAAUCGUAAGCAAUGUCACAGUUGCCGGCAUCACUUUCUCUGAUACUCAAAACGGAGUUCGUAUUAAAACUGUGCCGGGAGGAUCCGGAUCUGCAAGCCUAAUAACAUUUAGUAACAUACAGAUGAGGUGUGUCCAACAUCCGAUCAUAUUAAGUCAAUUUUAUUGCCCUCAUAUCGAUCCUACCGAAUGCAAAGAUAACCCACCUGUAGUUGAAAUAAGCGGUGUUACGUUCAUGGAUAUUAAUGGAACUUCUUCAACACCUGAUGCAAUCGACAUUAACUGCAGCAAAAAUCCUAAGACUUGUGCAGGCAUCACCCUUGAGCGGAUCAACAUACAACCAAUCAACUCAUCCGUCAAAGUUGCAUCGACUUGUAAAAAUACUCAAGCUCGCAUUAUGGGGCCCGUGUUUCCUCCUGUACUUUGCACUCAGCCGAGCUUUAUCAUGAUGCUUUUGGAUCUUGAUUAUAACAAGAAGACCGUGCAUGAAAUAGCAACAAACUAA
Molecule: messenger RNA, 1278 nt
Organism: Lactuca virosa
Lineage: Eukaryota; Viridiplantae; Streptophyta; Magnoliopsida; Asterales; Asteraceae
Source: the annotation of a GenBank genome assembly